AAGCGCCUUGUUUGACACUGAAGAAGAAGGUAUGCAUUACUCAGUCUAAUACUUGCACUUUAAUCAAACGUAGUCAAGAACUCAAGAUCAGAUGCUAAAAGCUUAGUGUAAAAUACUAAAUGUUUCGCACUCUGAAAAUGUAUUUUGGGAACAGACGAACUCGAACAAGAAAUUUUUGCAUCAGUAUUGGACUGUUUUUCUGUAUUAUUUACAUUAUCAGAGUAAAUCAUACAGGCCUGUACAUAGUGAAAUACCCAGGUGAUCAACAAAACAGGAACUUUGAUGAAUACCUCAUGAAAUAUGAAAACAACUAUUGGACAAAGACUGAUACGAAGAAAAUUCUUUUCUGGACGCCAUUCUUUAACUCCUGGGUCUGGUUGGAUGAUGCUGUGAAAGCACUGAAAACAUGCCCUGUGUCAUGUAGCGUUACCAAUGACAGGGCAACAUUAGAAGACAGUGAUGCUGUUUUGUUCCAUGCUAAUGAUCUCUGGAAACACAAAGGAUUUUUUGCCACCAUACACAAUGUUGAUGUUGAAAUGCCUUACACGAGAUCACCAAACCAGAUUUGGGCUGUGUUAAGCUGGGAACCACUGAUGUACAUGUGGGGAACUAUCAAACCACACGUGUUUAACUGGACGAUUAUGUACAGAAGGGAGUCAACCAUAUAUAACCCAUUUACCAGCUAUUACAAAAUGUCAGAUGAAGAGUUAAACCAGCAACCAAAGGCAAAGGAGACAACCAAUUACUUCAAACAGAAAUCAAAAUUUGCCACUACGUUAGUAAGCAACUGUAAGGAUCAAGCAAGACGGUACAGAAUUAUUAAGGAACUUCAGAAGUAUAUUGACUUGGACUACUUCGGCUACUGCUCGGGGAAUAUAAAUUGCCCAGCUGGAGUUCCGGCUUCGGAAUGUGGACACAAGCAUCUUAAGCAUUACAAGUUUUACCUCGCUUUUGAAAACAGUUAUUGCAGAGAUUACGUAUCAGAGAAAUUCUGGAAUGCAGUGGACCGCAGACAAAUUCCUGUAAUUGCUGCAACAAAGUACAACACAGAAUUGUUACCUCCAAAGUCAUAUUUAAAUGUAUUUGAUUUUCCAAAUAUAAAAGCUCUUGCAGAGCAAAUGAUUGAAAUUGGUCAAAACGAGACCUUGUUCAAUAGUUAUUUUGAUUGGAUGCAAUCGUACAAAGUGGAUUCUACGUCAUCUUACUGCCGAAUGUGCAAGGAGCUACAUGCAAAUAGACCGGCCCAGAGCUACGCUGACAUGGAAGGCUGGUUACAAGAUGACGUCUGCUAUAAGAGUACACCAUGGUCUCUGGUGAGCGAGUUCCUGGACAGACUCAUGUUCGACUUAGGAUUCUGAUGAGAUGGGUCACCAGUCUCACCACAGGCAUUCAUUCCAACCUGAAGUCAGUCAGUUGGCCAAGAGGCUGGCUUUUCCUAUACAGAAAACUCAGGUCCUUUUAGUCCCUUAUUCCCAAUGUAUAUCAUGAUUGUCUGUAACUAUUUUUUUUAAAGCAUCAGUUUGAUUGUGCAUAUUUCUGUAAUGACUGUAUUCAUGGUAAUUUAUAAAAACAUUUGGUAUUUUUUACAGACACAUAUAUUAUUAUUUUUUUUAUACAGUGCAAUCUUUUUCAUAAAGUUAAAAAAAGCACUUCACUAUCUAUUUUUUAUAAUAACUGGUAACUGAAUAUUAAUUUAAAAACAAGACUUCCAAUUAUCAUAUUCAUGACAUUGUGUAAAUUAAAUGUACUUGCAGUAGUGCUGCUAUUUAAAGAUUAGAAACAAGGAAAAAUCACACAAGGGAAAGCCUUUUUUUCAAAAGAAAUUAAACAAGAUUAAUAUGUCACAAUCUAGUUUUGACACAUGAGAAAAAGUUCCAAAUAUGCUGGUUUAUCUUUGCAAAGACUUACCUCAAACUUAUAUUACAACCAGGCCUUUUCUUGGCCAUUUUCGGAAGAAUCUGAUUUUGGGAUAGGAAAUAUUUUUUACAUGAAAAGUUCACUGGGAAAACAAUUAUUUAAUCUAACUCUUUAUCAUAAUUUAAAUUAUGAGAACAUAUUCAUAUUGAUCAUAGUAGCAUACUGAAUCAGAUGUUAUUGAAAUAUUUAGAGAUAUAAUAAUCACUAGACACUAAUUUAAAAAAGAAAAUGAUUCAAAUUGGGGAAUUUUUACUAUUGCACUUUGGGAAAAGCUAGGAAAAGCGCUGACAACAGUUGAUUUGUAUAGUGUUAUGUUAUAUGCUAGUGGAAUCACAUCUGGCAUUCUAUUUUAUGAAGCAAAUUUACAUGUUGUACCACAAUAUCAUAAAUAAUGCUAGUGUAAUUGAGUGGGCUGUGCAUAUUUAGCUAGCAUGUUUUCUUUUUUAUAUUACAUUAUAUAUUGAUGUACAUAUACAUCAAGUUUAGUUCAUAUGUUGUUGUGUUCCUUUAAUAAUUUUACAUUAAAUGUUGUGUUAUUUACAGUGAUUGCAUUUAUUUGUUUCCAAGUCAUAUUACCAUUUAUUGUUCAUAAUUUUAACACAAUAUUGUUUGCCUAGAUUGAUGUUCAAUGUUUGUUAUAACGUUAUGCAUCUGUUCAUAAACCAAUAUCCGUUGACUAAACUGUGAUAUUCAUGUUUUGUAUAAAGUCAUAGAAGUGUUCAAUACUGUUUUGUUUUCAUAGUCAAUUUUUUUUGUAUUGAUAUGUAUUACUAAAGUUUAAAUGGUAAGGAUCAGUCAUUUAGCUUUGUAACAAUGAUGAGUAAGUAAGAGAAUGACUUUUUUAUGCAUCUUUUAAUAAGCAUACAUACAACUCAAACUCAUGUUUUUCUCUCAAGAUAUAUAAUGUAUUAUUUUACUUUCUAUUUUAUACUCACUAGUGUUUUUUAGUGUUUCUUCAGAUUUGUUAAACUAUGGUAUUUUUACUGUCACUCUUUACAUAUUGUUUGUAUUGGGUGUUCAUGAUUUUUUUGAUUUUUUAUUUUACAUAAGUAUAUCUGUUUGAUUGAGCGGUUUCAAGUCAACAACAAUGUAGACAAGAAGUUAUUAUUGUAUUAUUGUGUUAAUGUGUUUGUUUAAUUAAACCAUAUUUACUGACACACAUAAAGUCUUUGUAAAUAUUGCCAUGAAGUCUUGGAUUGUUAUGUUACAUGAUUUGUUGUUUACUUCAUAUAUACAACAUUUUCCCUGUAAACUGUCUGAAAAGUUAUCUUAUGUAUUUUAGCGUAUGUGCACAUUACAUUUAACAAUCAUGUUCAAUAUUUCAUUUCGAAAGGGUGUUUUUUGUAUGCAGUUGUUUUUUAUACAGACCUAUUUUUAUGCCCCAUUCAGAGAAGAGGGGGUAUAUUGUUUUGCUAGAUGUCGGUUGGUCUGUCAGUAGACCAGUUCGUUUCCUAUCAAUAACUGGUCAGUGGAUUUUCUGAUUGGCUUGAAACUUCACGUGUGGAUUGGCCUUGGACAGUACAUUGAAAUUGGGGUCACUAAUUCAAAUGUCAAGGUCACAGUCACAAUAAGUGUGAAAAUCGUUUCUGAUCAAUAACUCGUCAACAAAUUGACCGAUUGGCUUGAUACGGCUUGAUACUUCACAUGUGCAUUCGCCUUAGACAGUAGAUGACCCCUCUUGAAAUUGGGGUCACUAGGUCAAAGGUCAUAGUUACUGUCACAACAAGUGUGAAAAUCGUUUCCGAUCAAUAACUCUUCAACAAAUUGACUGAUUGGCUUAGUACUUCACAUGUGCAUUGGCCAUGGACAGUAGAUGACCCUUAUAGAAAUUGGGGUCACUAUGUCAAGGUCAAGUUCACUGUCACAAUAAGUGUCUAAUCAUUUUUUAUCAAUAACUUGUCAACCAAUUGACCAAUUGGUUUGAUACUUCACAUGUGCAUUGGCCUUGGACAGUAGAUGACCCAUAUAGAAUUGGGGUCACUAGGUCAAAGGUCAAAGUAACAGUCUCAAUAAGUGUGAAAAUCGUUUAUGAUCAAUAACUCGUCAACCAAGUGACUGAUUGGCUUGAUACAUCUUCACAAUAUUUGAUAUAUUCAUUAUCAAAAUACAUUAUCAUUAUUGGCGAACAGGCUUUAUUAUUUUUUUGAUAUUGUUGAUAACUUUCUCUUUUAACAGCAGUGAAAUGGUAUAAUUAAAGAAUCUUUAAAUUCUGAAAAAUCUGAGUAAAAGACUAAUUUAUCAUUAGAACUUCAUUAAGAUGUAUACAAUACGUCACAUUGGCCUUGGACAGUAGAUGACCCUAAGUGAAAUUGGGGUCACUAGUUCUAACCUCUGUUUGGGGGGGGGGGGCAUAUGUCUCCGACCGCGGAACUCUUGUUUUAAUAAGAGUUCAUUUUGCUACUUUUUGUUAAUAAAAGAAAAAGCAUAUGA
Molecule: messenger RNA, 4347 nt
Organism: Dreissena polymorpha
Lineage: Eukaryota; Metazoa; Mollusca; Bivalvia; Myida; Dreissenidae
Product: alpha-(1,3)-fucosyltransferase fut-6-like
Exons: 3
Coding region: 120-1358 (412 amino acids)
Cellular component (GO): membrane
Molecular function (GO): alpha-(1->3)-fucosyltransferase activity
Source: RefSeq, a predicted model, not a curated record